GUUCCUGCUGCUGGGUGGGUCGGGACGCCAGACCUUCUGUGCCCCGGCGGAGUUAGGGGCCACUGAUGCAGUUUCUGCUCGGUGACCAUGGCGGUGUUUCACGACGAAGUGGAGAUUGAGGACUUUGAAUAUGACGAGGACUCGGAGACUUAUUUCUACCCCUGUCCCUGUGGGGACAACUUCUCCAUCACCAAGGACGAUUUGGAGAAUGAAGAAGACGUGGCAACAUGUCCUAGCUGCUCUCUCAUUAUAAAAGUUAUUUAUGACAAAGAUCAGUGUAUGUCUGGAGAAACAGUCCCAGCACUUUCAACCAACAGUUAGUUAAAUGCUGAAGAAGCCCUCAGGGACCCACAUCCUGGGCAGCAGGCAAUGAGCCCAGGUGAACGGAUCAAGCAAGUGCUGAGUGAGCCUCCUCUCCACAGGACAGCUCUCUGGGGCUUGCUCUUCUGUGGGUGGGCAUCAUCAUCAGCUGCUGAAUUCUUCAUAAGAAAUGAGUCCGUAACGUCAGCCCUGGAUUCCAUGUUUACACGGCAUUCAA
This is a messenger RNA of Alexandromys fortis (reed vole), 538 nucleotides long. RefSeq names its product diphthamide biosynthesis protein 3-like. The record is from RefSeq and is a predicted model, not a curated record. NCBI's taxonomy places the organism in Eukaryota, Metazoa, Chordata, Mammalia, Rodentia, Cricetidae. The coding region runs from base 88 to 321 and encodes 77 amino acids. The transcript has a single exon.